This is a messenger RNA of Cylindrotheca closterium, 816 nucleotides long. Lineage: Eukaryota; Bacillariophyta; Bacillariophyceae; Bacillariales; Bacillariaceae. The record is from the annotation of a GenBank genome assembly.
AUGUUGUUCAGGGUAUUCCUUUGGACGACGCUUGGGCCACGGUUAUCAUUCGCAUUUCUUCGUAGUAGACCCUUCAGUGUUCGAAAAUCUGCGAUGACAACGAGUCAGAACAUGGCCUAUGAAGUUGAGGAAAAGUUUCAACUUUCCGAGGCAUCAAAGGUGGAGUCCAGAUUGAAAGAGUUGGGGUUUGUACCAAAGAAGCAAGCAGAAUUCGUGGAUUGGUAUUUCGAUACUGAGAAAAACGAGCUUUCACUUCAAGAUUGUUGGCUAAGGUUUCGAGGGACAUCGAAUGUGGAUGGAGACUGGGAACUGAAGAAAGCUCAUGGCGAGAGCACCAGUACGACUGUUUACGAAGAAAUUGCCGGGGAGGAAGCUAUUUCUGCCACCAAGACGAUACUCGUGGAGAGGGGCUGUAAUAUAGGUGAGCAAAGGGCUGACGAUGACAAUAACUUUGAAGCUCCACCUCUCCCCAACUUUGCAAGUGACCUCCCUCUUCGGGCAUUCUGUCGUCUGGAAACUAAGCGAUCUAGCUGGCAAUUGGAUAAAGAAUGGUCUACUCAAACCCACGCAGGGUUAUCUGUAGAUUUAGAUGUGACAAAUACUGGCUACUCGGUCGGGGAAGUAGAGAUGGUUGUCGACGACAAGGACAAAAUAAAGGAUGCUAACAAGCGAGUGCAGCUGUUGAUUGCCGAGCUGACUAAAGGUUCGGCACCUUGCGAAGGGCCAGCAACUGGAAAACUUGAACAAUUCUUGAUGAUUCAUCGGCCAAAUCAUUACGAGGACUGCUUGGAAGCUGGUGUGAUCAAGCGAAGAUGA